UUUUUUUUAAAAAAAAAACAUAUUAAAAAUGAACUUUGACUAUGAAUUUCCAUCUCCAGAUAAAGAUAAAACAGUUAAAAUAUAUAGAAACGGUCACCCAACUUUAUAACCAUUUGACUUAAGUAUAUAAAAGGGUUUAACAUUUUAAAUAAUUCUAACUUAACUUGAAUAAAAAUCCGAAAUGAAAAAUAUGAGAAAUUUAAGAUUAUUUAAUGCUGAAGGAGUCGAAUUAACAGAUGAUGAUUUGUAAUAUGUUAAAGACAAAGCAGUUUUAUAUGCAUCUAAAGGAGAAGAUUUUGAUUCAAAUUCUACUUUUUCUGAAUAUAAUUUAGUAAAAGUUUUAGGCGAAGGUGGAUUUGGUCAAGUAUUAUUAGGUAUUCAUAAAUAAACAUUAAAAAAAGUAGCUAUAAAGAUAGUAAAAACUAAUAUUAAUGGAAACGCAUAAGAUAUAGAUAUGGUAUUUCGGGAAGCUGAAAUAUUAAAAGUAUUAAAUCAUAAAAACAUAGUAAAAAUAAUGAAUUGUUAUACUUUAAGUGAUAUGAGAGUAGUUUUUAUAAUGGAAUAUUUAGAAGGAGGCGAAUUAUAUGAAAAAGUAAAUAAAGAAAAGCGAUUAUCAGAAGAAUAGGCAAAAAUAUACUUUAAAUAGAUAGUUGAUGCAAUUAAUUAUUGUCAUAUAAAUCGAUUAAUUCAUCGAGAUUUAAAGUUGGAAAAUAUUUUAUUUAAAUAGAAAAAUGAUGAUUUAAUAAAAGUAGUUGAUUUUGGUAUAGCGGGUCUUGCAUCUAAAUUAAAUGUUGAAAAUUUAGACGCAGGGGGUUUAAAAUAUAUGGCUCCAGAAGUUUUACAAGGAAAAGCUAAAUAAUUGACUCCUUCUAUUGAUGUUUGGGCUAUGGGAGUAAUUCUUUAUUUGAUGGUUUUUGGAGAUUUUCCUUUUUAUGGAAAUUCUAAUAGUGUUUUAAUUGAAAAAAUAAUUGAGGGGAAAUAUGAAAUGUAAAAAGAUAUUAAAAAAAAUCUUUCUAAUGAAAUAUUAGAUUGUAUAGAUUAAAUGUUAUAGGUUGAUCCUUAAUAAAGAAUUAAAACUGGAGAUAUUAUUAACCAUCCGUUUGUUAAUGAUGAUGUUUUUGCAGCUAAAAUGUAUAAUUAAAAAUAGGAAGAGAGUAAAAAUUAGAAUGAAAAAAAAGGAUUUUAAUUUGGAAAUAAUAUAUUAAAAAAAGAAGGAGGAUCUUAUUCUGGGUAAAAUAGUCACAAAAAUAAAAUGCAGUAAUAAAAUUUGAUUUCGAAUAAUCCGAAAGGAAGUUUAACUCCUUAAAAUAUUCAUAAAAAAGUUAGUACUUCGAAUAAUAGUAUGUUUUUUAUUAUUUAAUAUUUUUUAUUUUAAAUAUAGAAAUAGAUUAAAAAUAUGGAUUUGGUUAAGCUAUAAAUAAGUAUUAUAAAAAAUGAAAUAAUUUGUGUCUAUUGUUUUUCUUUAUUUUAAUUUUUUAAAGUAUCUAUUAUAUAUAUAUAUAUAUAUAUAUAUAUAUAUAUAUGUAUAUAUAUAUAUAUAUAUGUAUAUAUAUAUAUAUAUAUAUGUAAAAUUUUUUCUUUUUUUUUCUUUUUUUUUUCUUUUUUUUUCUUAUUUAUUUUUCUAAUUUUACUUUUACUUAAUUUUAUUAUUAAAUAUGAAACUUGA
Ichthyophthirius multifiliis is the source of this 1666-nucleotide messenger RNA. RefSeq names its product protein kinase domain protein. The record is from RefSeq and is a predicted model, not a curated record. Gene Ontology annotation, cellular component: cytoplasm. The transcript has 5 exons. Gene Ontology annotation, molecular function: ATP binding; protein serine/threonine kinase activity. Gene Ontology annotation, biological process: intracellular signal transduction; protein phosphorylation. Lineage: Eukaryota; Ciliophora; Oligohymenophorea; Hymenostomatida.